Molecule: messenger RNA, 1258 nt
Organism: Chaetomium strumarium
Lineage: Eukaryota; Fungi; Ascomycota; Sordariomycetes; Sordariales; Chaetomiaceae
Exons: 3
Coding region: 232-1119 (295 amino acids)
Biological process (GO): copper ion import; iron ion transport; intracellular iron ion homeostasis
Cellular component (GO): plasma membrane
Molecular function (GO): ferric-chelate reductase activity
Source: RefSeq, a predicted model, not a curated record
ACGGCUUGCAUUCUUUAUAACGACAAACAAAUCCUCGGCCGUCAGCGCCGGUUCCUUGACCCUGUUGGGGGGCACCUUCUUCCAUGUCAUAGCGAUGGCGCCGGGUUCGCCGCCUUCACAGGGGGUGCAGUACUCGGAGCCGGCGUGUCGGAUCUGUUGCAGUGCUAGUUAGAGCUCAGGGACUAGGCUGUGGAGAAGGGGAUCGCAGCGCUGGUCAUUCGGGCACUCGAGAUGCAGCAGCCGCCGCUCCAUCAGCCACUGCACCUUAAGCCGCACGCCUUUGUCAACAAGCUGGUAAAAGUGUCGGUUCGUGUGCUUGAGGAAGAGCGCGUCCGGGUAGAUGAGGUGCUGGGCGAUAAGGAGGGCACAUGGGCGUACGAGCUCUGGCUGUACAUGGCCAUGGCCGUGUGGGCCUUUGACAGGCUCCUGCGACUCGGUCGCGCCUUGAAGCACGGCGUGCGGAGGGCCCAGGUGACCGAUCUUGGUAACGGCUACAUGCGUGUCGACAUCCGCGGCAACCAUCCCUUCUCCAUCAUUCCGACUCCGAGCAUUCCGAAACCCGGCUUGGCCUGCAGCUCUAAGGACGAGGAGAGCCAGAAGGGCACUACACCCGUCGUGAAGGUUGAGUCGUCGCCCGAGGAUCGUCCCAGCGUUGGCAUCACACUCUUUAUUAAACUGUCGACCGGCCUCACGAAGCGGCUGCGGGCGCACGGCGGCCUGCUCACGCUCCUGGACGGGCCUUAUUCCAAUAGCCAUGCGGGGCCUGUCCUGCGCUGCGACAAAGUCCUGUUUAUUGGCGGCGGCAUCGGCAUCACGGGUGUCGUGCCCUGGGCGUUUCAGCAUCGGAACGUCAAGCUCGUGUGGAGCGUUGCCGAGUCGGCGCGGUGUCUGACAGAUGCUAUCGACCUAACCGGGGUUGCAGACAGCGAGGUCAGGGUCGGCCGUCGCUUUGAUGUUGAUGAGCUGGUUAACGGGGAGGCCGGUGCCGGGUGGGAGAGGGCUGGCGUGGUGGUGUCCGGGCCUGGGUCGCUGUGUGACGAUGUAAGGGCUGCCGUCGCCGUAGCGGGUAGUCGAGGCAACACCGUAUUUGAGUUCGAGGUGGACGCCUACUCGUGGUGAAGACGCUGAUUAUGGAAGCUGUUAUAUGUUAUAUUUGUGCUAUUGCAGUUUUCAUAAAUCCUGUAUCCUGGGCUUGUUUUGUGAAUGGUGUUGAGUUGGAUAUCUGUGGCGUUUAUUCCACUCAAUGACGAAGCCCAGC